This is a messenger RNA of Panonychus citri (citrus red mite), 2977 nucleotides long. RefSeq names its product myb-like protein AA. NCBI's taxonomy places the organism in Eukaryota, Metazoa, Arthropoda, Arachnida, Trombidiformes, Tetranychidae. The record is from RefSeq and is a predicted model, not a curated record. The transcript is spliced from 2 exons. Bases 317 to 2689 code for a protein of 790 amino acids. Gene Ontology annotation, cellular component: extracellular matrix.
GGGAGAUUAAAUCUCACUUGAGAUUCAGAUUAAGAUUAUAUUCAUCUCCAUCCUAAGCCUAACAAUCAUUCCAUUCCUUAAAUCAACGUUGAUUGUUGACAAUAACAAUUUACUAAUAGAAUCAUUGAUUUGAUUAAUCAUCAUAUUUACAUGAUUCUUUGAACAAUUGAAACGACCAGUUUUCCAUAUUAAAUCAAUUUGAUAUUAUGUUCGUAAUCCUUUAAUCCUGUUAAUCCUUUUCUGCUGAUUUUAUUGUUACAUCAUCGAGAUAAUUUUGUUAUUAACAAUUAACUUCGGUGUGGAUUUUGUUUCCAUAAUGUUCAUAGCAAUUUGUUUCGGACUAAUUUUAAUUGUUCAAGUUUCAUCAAAUCAAAACCAUAGAGGAAAUGACAAUGAAAAGUUGGAGAUUAAUUAUAAAGCUUUAAAUGACGAUAAAAUUAAGAAACCUUAUCAAUUUGGAUACGAGAUUGAAGAUGGUCAAGGUAACCUUCAGCAUCGGCACGAGGAGAGCGACGGGGACGGAGCCAAGGUCGGAUCUUAUGGUUACGUUGACGCUAACGGGAUCUACCGAAAGGUUGAAUAUAUCGCCGAUAAAAAUGGUUUCCGUGUCAAGAUGAGCUCGAAUGAGCCUGGAAUCGAGGGCUACAAUACACCGUCGAUCUCAAUGAUAACGAAACCUUUUACUAACGAAGUGACCACUCCCGUUUCCGUUGGACUAUUGAAACAUAAUGUACUUGGAGAUGAAGAGGUUACCGCUCUUGGUCCCAGCAUUGAACAUGUUAGAUCGAAGCCUAAAGCGGUUAAAGAUCACAAUUUACGAAUGAAAGAUGAUCACAAUAGUGAAGGUCGACAUCGUGAACAUUAUCCUGAACCACGAAAUAAUCAUCACGUUGAAAGAGAAAAGGUCAAUUCGAAGAGGAAAAAUUCUGAAAAAAAUCGGCAACUUGAUUCUAACAGGAGAGCUUACGAAAAUGCUUUCAACUCUUUCAUUGAUCGACCUCCGCCACCUCCAACUCCGCCUCGACCUGAGACACCGACAAGAUUAUUUUCUACACCAAAAUCAAGCCGAUCAAAAGUUUCCGAGGCUGAAGCUCAUUAUCAAUCGGAAGCCGCUGACUGGUCACCAAGACAUCAAGAUCCACCAAGCGAGCAUCAGGUCAAAUCAAGUAGUAAUCGAGUUAGCAUUGAUAAACCUCAGCGAUAUUCAACCUUAGCACCAACUUCACCUGAUUAUGAGCACCGGUCAGCUUACGACUCGAAAGUUAAAACAAAACAAGAUGCGCUCCCUAAGCCCGAUGUCAAUGAGGGUCAUCGAUAUUACCACCAAGCCCUCGAAAGGCCCAAAUCAAAGGUACACUACCCAGAGGGCAAUUAUCGCGAUGUGAAGAAACCAAGACAACCAGAAAAAGGAGUAGAAUGGAUUUCCCAUGAAAAUCAGAAGCAAAAGUCCAACUCGUUGAGGUCAAAGUCGGACAAUCGGUGGUACAGUAAUAACAAUGAUCAAGGUAAACGCAACGAUCAACGAUCAAAGCAGCAACAAUUAAAACCAAAUCAACGUCCAACGGAACCAAACAAUUACCAAAGAGCAAGAGACAAUCACCAUCAUUACCAAUCGCAUCAUCCAACUCAAUUACCUUCGCCGCCAGCGCCUAAGGUCAACUACGAUAUUCCUGAAUUCCCGCUACCGGUUAUGCGUUUCCACCAAUCAUCCGAUUCAUUGGAAUCAACUGAACGCAAGCCAACCUCAGGUCAAGAUACAAGUGACUCGUAUUCAAGUGAACACGGAAACGGGAAUCAUAUAAAAUCCUCGAAUCAUAAUUCCGGUGAGAAAAAUGUUCAUCACCAACAGAAAAACAUUGAUUCUUCUGAAUAUACUAUUCCUCACCAUGGAUAUCUGAAUCAGGGAUCGGCUGAAAAACACAGCCCACACCAGCCCCAAGUUCAUCUGCCCCUACCACCACCUCCAUCAGCUUAUUCAUCUCAACCUUCACCCUCUCAGCAUCUUCAUCACUCAUCUCUCAAGUCCAACAAUCAACGCGGCUCAGUGACCAGAAAAAGACCAGCAGCUUAUCCGCCAACCGAAAACUAUCAAAAUCCAAUGAACCAGAUUAUCUCCUCAAAUGAACAACAACACCCGAUGACUGAUCUAAUUCCGAAAGUAUUUUAUCAUGAAAAUUCUGGUUCUAGUGAAUCAUCAUCCGUAUCAUCAUCCAAUGAGCUAAACCAUCAACCUAAUCAAUAUCAGAAUCGUGAUUGGUAUUCAUUUGAAGGUGACCAACAAUCAACUGGACCUCGAGAACCAGUUUACAUCAAUAAAAUGCCGGCCACAAGUCAAGAGGUUGACCAUAGAUCGUCAAACGGAUUAACCGUUAAUCCACAUGAAGGUAAACAGUUAAUCCUUUCCACAAGGGAGGAUAACUCAGCUUCCAAUUCAAAUGAAAGGUCAAGGGAAACCUUAACUUCAUCAUCAUCUUCAGCUGAAGCUUAUGCAACAUUCAAAAACGGAUUAAAGGGAUUAGUCCCGUUAAUCAGGAAGAAUCAAGAUAAUCCUUAUAUUCAAAGUGACCAUCAUCUGAUGGAGCCCUCGGAAAGGGUCAGUUUGAUUGUUAAUAAUCCAGGUAAACAAAACUCUUCCCCCCAAUCAACCACUUCCUCUUCCGGUGCUCCAAUUCUCAUAUAUAAAGAUUAAUGACUAAUCCAAUUAAUCCGAAUCUCUUUUUUUUUCAUUUGUAUUAAUCUUAUUCUUGUGUAAAUAAUUAACUAAUUGUGCUAAAUUGAUAUUGUUGUUUACCCUUUGGUAAAACACAAAUGAUUAAUUGUAAUUGUAAUUGUAAUUUAUUGUCUUAAUUGUAACUGUUGAUUGUAAUCCGGUUUAUUUUUACCUUUGAUUGUUUCAUAACUUUUUGUCUUUACGAUUGUCACUUGAUUGUUGCUUGAUUGUCAACCAUUUUUCAAUGAUUAAAAAUCUAUAGUAACA